UCAAGCGAUGUUGAUUUAUAAUUUUGCAGAGCAAAAAUAAGUUCGUUUUGUUCGUACAAAUUUGCACAAAGUUAUUUAUUCAAAAUAAGCUUGUUUAUGAGUGCAUUUGGUGUGAACGAAAUCAUUUUCUUAGUGCCACUAAUCAAGUGAUGAGACAAGAACUGAAAUAUUGUUAAGAGUUAAUUAUUUUAAAUAAUUGUGGCCCAUUUGUGUACUGCUAGUUAUCUGCGAUGUUGUUUGUUUGCUUGGACAUUUAUCUUCCACAAUAAAUUAAUAUAGAAAUCUCGACCAAUACUUAACUGCACAUCGUUUGUGUUCGUUCAAAAAGUUUACGUCAUCGAUUGCCGGCUUGAAUUAACAGCGCGUGCUGGCCGCCGUUGUUGUUCCCGCUUAUUAACAACGCUCGCGGAUGUUGUUACUGUGCACUUCUUUCCCUACGGUUGUCGCGUUGUAAAGUGUGCCGCUUACGUGAGGAAAGUUUCAGUCAUUCGUUUACGUUCGUUCGGAUAGCGCGGUGGUAUUGUGGCUACGCAGGUUUCUUCAGGCAGUUUUCCCUCGCUAACCGCAGAGAAGCUGAUUCAGUGCAUAUGAUUAAAGCAAGUGUCCUGAACGGAAGGAUUCGAUGUUACUGUGAAUUUAAUUAACACACAAGUUGUAGAAGUUAUCCAGCAAUGAAGAUAACGGAAAGCUAUUCACCUGAAGAUCGUUGGACAGAGGAUACCACAUGUCUAGAAACGGAGUUAUGUUUACCGGAUGGUAUAAUACGAACCGGCAACCAACAGGAUUCGAAGGAAACCGGUCCGAUGGUACUAUCUCAGCACGACAAAAUCAAAGUGAAAGAAUCAUCGAAUGAAAAGGAAUCGGCAAAACAGACAAACGAGCAAAGCACAAAACCUAGCGAACCGUACUAUUCCGACAGUAAACAAAAACACACACUGGCCGAGGUUGUAACCGUGUCCACCACGAAAGGGGUAUUCCAUCAGUUACUGCUCACUUCGGCUGUGCUGCUGCUGGCUGCCGCCUGUGGCAUGCCAAUCGGUUACUCAGCCGUGUUAUUGCCACAACUCUACGAUACCAACGAAUCACUAGCGAUCGACAUUGAGAUGGGUUCGUGGAUUGCAAGCGUACAUAGUCUCGCGACUCCAAUCGGAUCGUUCGCCUCCGGACCCAUAAUGGAUCGUUGGGGACGCCGUCCAGCUCUCUUAUUAGCGAUUGUACCACUGUUUACUGGCUGGGUGCUACUCGCUACAGCUUCUUCUCAUUUUGUACUCCUUCUCGGGCGUGUAGUUGCAGGAAUCUCCGUAGGAUUAAUAGCUGCCCCGGCACAAAUUCUGCUGGCAGAAAUAGCGGAACCACGCUUACGUGGCUCCCUAAUCGGUGCCCCGUUCGUGUCCUAUUCGCUCGGCAUUCUGCUCGUGUACGCACUCGGUAGCGAGUUCCAUUGGCGUGAGGUGGCCUGGGGUGGCACAGUGCUUCCGCUCCUUUCCUUCAUUGCGCUGUUCUUCGCGCCAGAAUCUCCUGUGUGGCUUGCCCGCAACGAUCAACCCGACCGUGCCUCGGCAGCACUAACUUGGCUCCGUGGCUGCCCGAUACAGGCGAAGCAAGAGCUGCACAAACUGACGGAACGUUUCGAAGAAGAGCAGCAGCAAAACAACGGCCGUCCGUCACCGUUUUGGAAGUCGCUCGGUGAAAUGGCCAUCAUUAAACCGCUCAUCAUUAUCAACGCAUUCCAUGUGCUGCAGAUACUCUCCGGCACGUAUCUCGUAGUGUUCUACGCUGUGGACAUCAUUUCCGAUCUGGGCGGAAGUGAUAUUAACUCCAUCCAGGCUGCCGUACUUACUGCAAUCGUGCGUCUUGCAUUUACAUUCCUGUACUGCUUCCUGCUGCUGAUGAUGCCACGCCGCCUGAUGGUUACACUCAGUGGUCUUGGUUCCGGGUUAAGCUGUGUCGCAAUUGCCGCAUUCAUGUACCUGCGUGCCGGUGAACCAAAAGCCCCGUACGACACGUAUGUCGCUGCGGUACUGAUACUGAUCUACAUUGGUGCCAACACCGGCUUUAUGACCAUGCCCGGCAUAAUGAUCGGUGAGCUGUUGCCUGCUAAGAUUCGUGGCCAAAUAGCUGGCUAUCUCUUUACCAUCUUCAAUCUGUUGCUGUUUGGUGUGGCAAAAGGAUUCCCAUACGCUAAAGCGGCCCUUAAAACGCAAGGCCUGUUCCUUGUGUUCGGAUUUGCAUCGUUCGGCGCUUCGCUGCUGUUGUUCUUUUUGCUGCCAGAAACGAAAGGGCGCACCUUACACGAUAUUGAAGACUAUUUCCAGCAGCGAAAUUGGCUUUGGAUGAAUCGAAAACGCGCCCCAAAAGGACAGUCCAGUGGUGGCGAAGAAGGACGGCCACUGUCGAACGAGUGAAACGUGUGCCGGAUCGAAUCGCUAGGCAGCGGCGUACAGUAAGAAGAGGGAAAUCAUUCGUAUGUGAUAUUUUGCCGUACUUUGUAAGGGCCAUUCUACAUUAAUUCGUAAAUGAGAGAGAGAGAGAUGGGAAGUUUAAAAAAGGACCCAAAAACCCACAAAACCAAUCUGUGGUUAUUUGGUUCGCUUUAUAGCUUAGUCGUUAGGCCAACUUAAUGCAUUCCAUUAUCAUUGAUUCCAGUGAGAACAUGCAGGUUAGAAGUAAAAGGGUAUUAAAUUAGAAAGUGCAAUACAACACAUUACCUUAUUGAAAAUAUAUACUUUUCAAUUAAAUUCA
This is a messenger RNA of Anopheles funestus (African malaria mosquito), 2742 nucleotides long. Its product is annotated as facilitated trehalose transporter Tret1-2 homolog. Gene Ontology annotation, molecular function: transmembrane transporter activity. Gene Ontology annotation, cellular component: membrane. The transcript is spliced from 5 exons. The coding region runs from base 672 to 2405 and encodes 577 amino acids. NCBI's taxonomy places the organism in Eukaryota, Metazoa, Arthropoda, Insecta, Diptera, Culicidae. The record is from RefSeq and is a predicted model, not a curated record. Gene Ontology annotation, biological process: transmembrane transport.